Messenger RNA from Vespa mandarinia (Asian giant hornet), 2176 nucleotides. It is a transcript of the gene hop, whose product is annotated as tyrosine-protein kinase hopscotch. Gene Ontology annotation, cellular component: cytoskeleton; cytosol; membrane. Gene Ontology annotation, molecular function: cytokine receptor binding; ATP binding; non-membrane spanning protein tyrosine kinase activity. The record is from RefSeq and is a predicted model, not a curated record. Gene Ontology annotation, biological process: cytokine-mediated signaling pathway; cell surface receptor signaling pathway via JAK-STAT; cell differentiation. NCBI's taxonomy places the organism in Eukaryota, Metazoa, Arthropoda, Insecta, Hymenoptera, Vespidae.
GCAUAGGGCAAUGUGGCGUGUUACGAAAGGAAAAAAAUUGGAAGUUGCUAUAAAAAUACUCAAAGAAGAAGAAUGGUGUUCCACUAAAGAAUUUUUAGAAUUAGCUGGAAAAUGGGGUCAAUUGAGAUCAGGUGCUUUAGUAAGACUGUAUGGUUUAACUGUAACACCAGCGAUUGGAAUGUUAUUAGAAUUAGUAAGACUUGGACCAUUAGAUGCAUACUUACGUAGCACUUCUCCACAAACUAUAAAAACAGUUGAUAUGGUUGAAGCAGCUGCAUGUUUAGCCAAUGCACUAUGGCAUUUGGAGGAAAAUGGUGUUAUUCAUGGAAACAUUAGAUGUAAAAAACUUCUUGUUCAUGCACACACAGAUAAUAGUUUCAUAGUUAAAUUAGCUGAUCCUGGUCUUUUUAUUUAUACAGAUAAGGAUGUACAUUGGUUGCCACCUGAAUUUUAUUCAAAUCCGGAAAUUGCAAAAUGUAAUUUCCAAACAGAUAUAUGGGCUGUAAGCACUACAGUUUGGCAAAUUUUUUCAAGGGGAGCAGAACCUCCCACAUACCAUGACCUGAAUAUUGUGAAAAAGUAUUAUGAAAGUGGUAAACGUUUGCCUAUACCAAGUAGCUGUCCAGUAGAAGUUUAUAAAUUAAUGUUAGAAUGUUGGGGUGAAUCUAAUGGUAUAAGAAAACAGCCUCAAGCAAUAAUGCGUGAUAUCAAUCAAAUUCUCUAUCAAGUAUACAAUUCAAGAAGAACGCACGCAUAUGCGACUGCAUUUCCUAAACUAUUUAGUGAUUCUGAUCAUAUACAUGAAGAUGAUUCUGAUACAAUAGACGAUAAAUCCAUAAAUUCAGAAUCACAUGCAAGUAGUCUUAUUACUGAUAGAACUAGUUUACCUUGGGAUGAUAUCGAUGACAACACAAAAGAAUUAAUUAACAUUAAUGAAAGUUACACCGGUAGUGCUGAAGAACUUUCAAAUUAUUUAAGUUGGUUAAAAAGUACAGCCAGAGAUAUAGAAAGUUGUAACGAUCGAUCAAUGGCAGGUGUUAUUAACUGUUCAGAUCGUACAACACAUGCUCUUCGUAUUACUCAUGAUGGUAGUAUCGGCGACGUUAGCAUAGUUAAUAAUAAUUGUAGUAGUGUAAGCGACGAUGGCACUCGAAUGCAAAAUAUUUUUGAGUUGAAUGCGGAUUGUUAUAUUAUUCUACAAGGUCGAAUAGGCCAAGGAUUUUAUGGUGAAGUUUAUAAAGGUAUACUGGAAAGGGAUGGCGGAAAAGAUAUAGAACCACAACAAGUGGCUGUAAAAAAGUUGAAAACUCGUGCUUUAGAAGCCGAUUUACGUGAUUUUGAAAGAGAAAUAUCUAUUAUGAAGACUCUAAAACAUCCAAAUGUCGUAGAAAUUUUGGGUGUCAUAUCAGAACCUGAAGUAUGUUUAGUAAUGGAAUUUGUAAAACAUGGAUCACUUCAAAGUUACUUAGCUUUACAUCGACAAACACUUACUCAUAAAAAAUUACUUGGUUUUGCCUUAGAUAUUGCCACUGGUAUGGAUUAUCUAGGACAUAAAAGUAUUGUUCACAGAGAUCUUGCUGCAAGAAAUAUCUUGGUUGCAGAUGAGAGUAAGGUGAAAAUUAGUGACUUUGGUCUGGCUCAAGUAACUGGAAAAAAUGAUUACUACAUACUUCAAACUAAUCGAGAUCUCCCAAUAAAAUGGUAUGCACCUGAAAGUUUAAGAGAUGGAAAAUUUUCACCACGUUCAGAUGUUUGGUCGUUUGGUGUAACAAUGUAUGAAACAUUUGGCUUAGGUAAAGAUCCAAAGUUACCGGGUAUCGUUUCAGAUGUUAGAGAUAAAAGUGCAAAUGAAAUCAGUGAUUCUGAGAUAGGUAUAGAAGAAGGAAGUGCAGAAUUAUUAGCAGCUCUUGAAAGAGGUACUAGGCUUCCUUGUCCACCAACUUGUCCGCAACAAAUUUACGUCAAACUUAUGUAUCCAUGUUGGUACUUACAUAGUCAUAAGAGACCAGAUUUUGCAUCUCUCUGUAGAGAUAUUAGAGAACUGCUUAACCAUUAUUAAAAUAUUAAUAGGAAUAGUUUUAAAUAAUCGUGUUCCUUAAGGAAUAAAUAUCUAGUCGACGAUUUUAUUCGCGACGUGUUAUGUAUUAAAAAUAUACUAAAUAUUUUGUUUUAAAAA